CCAUAAUAUGAGUGGCCCAGUUGUUGAAAGCGCCAAGCGGAGCAGUUAGCCCUAUUUUAUAUUCCAUUUUUUAACUUAUUUGAUCAAAAUGCCUCACUCGUGUGCUGCAAUUAAUUGUCAAAAACGUUUUACGGUCGAGACCAGAGCGGCGGGGAUUACCUUUCACAGGUUUCCCAAAGAAAGCAGCAUGAAGAAACAAUGGAUAAGAGCUGUCAGGAGGAAAGACUUCACUCCCAGCAACGCUUCCAGAAUCUGCAGUGAGCAUUUUAAACCAGAGGACUUCGACAGAACAGGCCAGACGGUUAGACUCAGAGAAGGAGUUGUUCCCUCAGUCUUUAGUUUUCCUACUCGUCGCAAAAAGCCUCCAGCAACUAACACAACCAAGACUUCUCCCAAGAAACAAGACAGCAAAGUAGUGAAUAUUUCCCCACCUGCUCAAGAACCUGAACCUCUGCCCAGUCCCGAUUUGGACCACUCUUAUGCACUGCCUCCAUCUCCGGGUGAUCUGAAGGCAAAACUUAAUGAGGCUUUGGAAAGGGUUGAGAGUCUGGAAAGAGAGAUGAGAAAUGCCAAGGAUCGGGAAAGGAGAGCAAAAACUGCAUUACAAGUUCUUCUCAUGGAUCUGAGAGGGAAGAACAUUAUUGAUGAAGAUUUAAAACAAAGACAUGGUUUAUAAAAAGAUAAAAUCAAAAAUAAAGACUUGGCGAACGAUUUUAGUGGGUGCAAUGCACCUUUAUUUUUUUUAUGAAUUUAUAGUUAUUUUUUAAGAGGACUCUGUAUCCAGCUUAAGCUCUGGAUGCUGAUGAUUCUGGACCAUCUUCCCUGCCAGCGAUGCAUCUUCUGUCACAGUAGUCAGGACUGCUUGGAGCUCUACUGCAGUUCUAUAAAAGCAGGUAUUAAUAAAUGUAUUCUUUUAUGCAUAGUUGUCUGUCUUUUUAAUUGUGGCAGAUUUUACAAUAGGUAGUUGCUGUCAUUGGUGCUGCUACUUUGAUAACGGUUAUAAAACCUCUUUAAAAAUAUCUGUCUGUUAUUAGGGGGUUGGUGUAUCAGUGUGCCCAGGUUGGUCUCUCCAAGCACAUCUGGAAGACCUGGCAGACCACAAACCAUCAACCUUUCUCUCAUUGAGAUUUCGUCUCCUGGUCCAUCAGCAGCACAACUGUUGGAUUUGUUUGCACUUAAGAUUUUUUUUAUAUUUGUUUGUUUCAAUCAAAUUAGGUUCAUAUCAAUGAGGAAAUCUAAAGUAUUCACUGGGACUGAAAUCCACAGGUGUGUGGUUGUGUAUAAUAUCAAUUUCUUGUGUUUUUUUUUUGUUUUUUUUUUUUUUUUAUAUAAUGCCUUUGGCUAAUAUUUCACCAUUUUGCCAAACUAAACGUCCCUCAAAUAUUGGGUGAGAAAAGGCUUAAGUAUUUCUGUUCCAAGGAUUUUGUUGAGAUUCUGUGCUUUCUGAAAUUAUGCUAAAAUGUCCUUACUAGCACUUGUGGCAAAUUUGGCAAAUAACGUUA
Messenger RNA from Cyprinodon variegatus (sheepshead minnow), 1502 nucleotides. RefSeq names its product THAP domain-containing protein 6-like. The record is from RefSeq and is a predicted model, not a curated record. The transcript is spliced from 4 exons. The coding region runs from base 89 to 676 and encodes 195 amino acids. Lineage: Eukaryota; Metazoa; Chordata; Actinopteri; Cyprinodontiformes; Cyprinodontidae.